AUGGAUUUGCCUGAUCCAUAUUUGCCAGGAGCUAUAAGUCUAUUCGAGCAAUUAGACAAGAAACUUGUAGUUGUUUUACGUGAUGGUAGGAAACUCAUAGGCUAUUUGAGAUCAAUUGACCAAUUUGCAAACUUAAUUUUGGAAGAUGUUGUGGAACGAACAUUCGUUGGAAAACAUUUUUGUGACAUCGACCAAGGCUUUCUGUUGAUUCGAGGUGAAAAUGUUGAACUGGCUGGAGAACUUGACGAGUCUGUUCCAAAUCCAUGUAUACAAGUAACCCCUGAAGAGUUACAAAGACUAGAGGAGAAGGAAGCUGCCGAAUUAGACAAACCUGUAGAGAAAUUCAAAGGAAAACUGAAUCCCGACGAAGAUGGAUUUUAG
Molecule: messenger RNA, 381 nt
Organism: Auanema sp. JU1783
Lineage: Eukaryota; Metazoa; Nematoda; Chromadorea; Rhabditida; Rhabditidae
Source: the annotation of a GenBank genome assembly